AAAUGUAUCGAUUACUGAAUUCCGGUGACAGUUUGGGUGUUUUGUCUGUGGUUUCUACCAGUUUUGUACCGUUUUCGACGUGGCUCGGGUUUCAGCCGCCAGACUUCCCAUGAAUUUCCGAGUGGUCAGGAAGGGGAAAGCAGCAAGCCGAGUAUACUAGGAGAAAGAGAACAACAAGACCGAUAACAAGCUACUUCUAAUAACCAAACCAUCCAUCCCAUAACCACACUCGAUCCGAUUGACUCUCCAAGAUGCUAUCCAACGCUGCCAACCGACUAGUCAUCCUCCAACGGGCUAUCCAGACCCCUCACCUGUUGCCUACAGCCUCCUCAAACCUGGCCUCGCUCGGAUUGAGAUCGGGCUUGAAAACCGUUGGAAACCGAAAGCUGGCUACCGUCGCCGUCUCAGCCGAUCAGUCUUCUUCUACCUCCAGCACUUCCUCCUUGCCUUCGAUCAGUAAUAUCGAAGCUGCAUGGAAAGAAAUGUCACCGCAAGAACAAGAAUCCAUCUUCCAUCAUCUCGAAGGAUUACAAAAGAAAGACUGGACUCAACUCAGCCUUGACGAGAAGAAAGCAUCUUACUGGGUUUCCUUCGGUCCCCAUGGCCCUCGUGAGCCCCUUCACGCCCCUGGCUCAGGGAUCAAACUCCUUCUCGGGAUCACCGGAUGUGUGUCGGCUGCGAUCGCCUUAUUUGUCCUGAUCAGAUCUGCUUCCCCUGACCUCCCGAGAACUAUGACUAAGGAAUGGCAGGAAGCUGCGACUGAACGCGCCAUUGAACAGAAGAUGGAUCCAUUCACUGGUGCAAGUGCUCAAGGCGAAAAGGCCAAGACUUUUGUCCAAUCUAAAUAGAAGAAUAUCUCUUGUUUUUGGAAAAACGAAAAAUUGCAAAAACAUAACUGAAAAACAAGCGCUUUGAUUGUGUUAUAAAUAUAUAAUUAAUUCGGCCUUUUCAGGCAAAUUAGAAGAAACAAAAAAACAAGGCCACACAAAAGAAAAUGAAAGAUAUUCAACACUUCUUUUCUCUUUCUAACAUAAUCCUACCCAUCUUUUUCUUCAUCAUCAAUAGAGAUUACUACAUACAAUCAAACACUUCCAACAAGCAAAACUAAGCAGCGUAGUUCAUAACCUGAUGCCCAAAGAUUCUUUAUUUUAGAAAACAAAAAACAAGAGGAUCUUUUUUGUGAAUUGAUUUGUUUUUCCCCUCGGUGUUCCUUUUUAAUCUACCUUUUUCUUGGGGGGUAUGUAUUUGGGAGUAAGACCUGAUUUUCAAUGCCUCCCGGGCCAAUCUCUUCGUUACUUUUUUUGCUGCUUUUAGAGAUCAUGUCUUGUUGCUCGGUCUUUUCCUUGGGCUUUGAUUCUACGAUGUGGGUUCUUUUGCUUGUGUUUGUUUUGCUUAUCUUCUAUUGAAAUCAAUUAACAGCAAGCAACCCCUUCUAGGACUUAAGCCACGCUCAUACACAAUUUGUUGCACAUAUUUGUUGUCUAUGUUCUUUUACAUCUUCGGCCAAUCACUUUGUUCAUAUGGGAUCUCUUGCCAAUUUAUUCUAGCUUAACAGAGCC
Molecule: messenger RNA, 1559 nt
Organism: Puccinia graminis f. sp. tritici CRL 75-36-700-3
Lineage: Eukaryota; Fungi; Basidiomycota; Pucciniomycetes; Pucciniales; Pucciniaceae
Product: cytochrome c oxidase subunit IV
Exons: 6
Coding region: 252-848 (198 amino acids)
Biological process (GO): mitochondrial electron transport, cytochrome c to oxygen
Source: RefSeq, a predicted model, not a curated record